Molecule: messenger RNA, 8384 nt
Organism: Oreochromis aureus
Lineage: Eukaryota; Metazoa; Chordata; Actinopteri; Cichliformes; Cichlidae
Gene: gpr155b
Product: G protein-coupled receptor 155b
Exons: 20
Coding region: 161-2974 (937 amino acids)
Biological process (GO): G protein-coupled receptor signaling pathway; transmembrane transport; intracellular signal transduction
Cellular component (GO): membrane
Molecular function (GO): G protein-coupled receptor activity
Source: RefSeq, a predicted model, not a curated record
UUCAGGGCGUUGCCACUUCUCGGCAGCUGUCAGAUUGUAUCCAAAUGACAAUAACACGGAAUUGCACAGCGAGCUUUUCUGCACAACGAUGUUCGUCUAAAAUAGAGAGUGUGCUGAUAUUCCUCACCUGACCUCUCUGAUCACCCUGUGGCACAUCACAAUGGAGACAACCAACAGCUAUGUGCUGAUCCAUGGGAAGAACAUCUCCCAUAGCACCCUGACAGGGCCUGCUGCAGGACCUCACAUGUCGAUAGACAAGCUCUUCCCAGCUCUCCUGGAGUGCUUUGGCAUCAUACUGUGUGGCUAUAUAGCAGGCAGGGGUGACAUCAUCACGGAGAGCCAGGCUAAAGGUUUGGGGAACUUUGUAUCCAAGUUUGCUCUUCCAGCACUGCUUUUUAAAAACAUGGUGCUGUUGGACUUUGGAAAUGUCAUAUGGGCAUUUCUGUGGAGUGUCUUGGUUGCUAAGGUGACAGUCUUUGUGCUGGUAUGUGUGCUGACACUGAUGGUGGCCAGUCCAGACAACAGAUACAGCAAGGCUGGUCUGUAUGCCAUCUUUGCUACUCAGAGUAAUGACUUUGCCCUUGGAUACCCUAUAGUUGAUGCUUUGUAUCGAAGUACAUAUCCAGAAUACCUCCAGUACAUAUACCUGGUUGCUCCUGUAUCCCUCAUGCUCCUCAAUCCCAUCGGCUUUGCUCUUUGUGAGGUGCAGAGGUGGAGACAGGCCAGCCAUCCACAGCAUAGUAGUCUUGGCAUCCUGGGAGUUGUUGUCUUACAGGUGUUGAAGAACCCAAUAGUGUUCAUGGUGAUAGUGGGAAUCAUCUCUCACUUUGCGCUGGGCCAGCAGAUCCCUGCUGUGUUGUCAGAGUUUAUAGAUGGUCUCGCCAACUCUUUUGGAGGGGCAGCGUUGUUCUACCUUGGCCUCACUAUGGUUGGUCAGCUUAGAAAACUAACCAGAGACACUGGAGUUGCCUUGAUACUGCUCAUCACAGCCAAACUAUUGAUAAUGCCGCUGGUCUGUAAAGACAUGGUGGAUAUUCUGGACACUGGAGUGAACAGCACAAGUGCCAAUCACACAAGUUUGUCCAACUUUGCUUUCUUAUAUGGAGUUUUCCCAACAGCCCCCAGUGUGGCCAUCUAUGCUGGACACUAUAACAUGGAGUUAGAAGUGGUAACGUCAGGGAUGGUAAUCAGUACAUUCUUGUCGGCACCAAUCAUGUAUGUGUCCGCCUGGCUAUUAACAAUCCCUUUAAUGGACCCAACCCCCUUGGUUACAGAGCUUGAAAAUGUAAGCUUCAACAUCAGCAUUGUCAGCCUCAUAGCUCUGGUGUGGACCAUAGUAGUGAUGCUGCUCAGCAGGAAAUUUAACAAACUCCCUCACCUAUUUGCGCUAAAUCUAUUCCUGGCCCAGUUCCUAGUGUGUGUUAGUAUGAUCCUGUGGAACUUCUUGGUGAAACAAGAGGACAACCUGCUCGGCAAAAUUCUCACCUUCACUUUGCUCUAUGGGUCUCUUUACAGUACAUACAUUUGGACAGGUUUAAUCCCUCUCUGUCUGGCUCUGACUAACAGAGAUGAUCUGCUGAGACUCCGGCCAGGAGUCUUCAUGAUUUUGGGUUGGGGGGUUCCUUUCCUAAUGGUUGGCGGUCUUCUCAUAUCAGGAGAGAGGACUGAUACGAUAGACUCGGCCUUCUUCUAUGGCAGAGCCCAGAUAAUCAGCACUGCAGUAAUUCUUGCGGUCAGCCUGGUUCUCGGUGCAAUAUCUUUGAUGGGUCUCAGCCAGGGAGACUGGGAGCAGAGCGGCUACCAAGCCCUGAGCAGAGCUACUGUAACAGGUAUCAAUGAUGAGGUGAGGGUCCCUGGUGGCCUGGAGGAUUCACACCAACAGCAAGAGCAGACACAGAUGUCAAAUUCACCUGCCUGUGGCAUCAACUCGGACCUCCACGGUUUCUCUCCUCUCCAGCCUAUACCUGAUAUGAUAGCCAGUACGCAGAGGGACCACACGAACAGCACGGGCCACAUUGGGGCGCUGUGUGAUGGGCAUCAGCAAAGUACUUCCUCCUCUGAGCAGCCGCUGAAUCUUCCACCUCCCGGUCUUCAAACCACAGACGAUAAACAGACUGUGAGACAUGUUCUGCUCUGUCUGCUGCUCAUUGUCAGCCUGCUAGCAAACCUGUCCAGCUGUCUGUGGUGGUUGUUCAACAAAGAUCCAGGAAGGCUCUACCUUGAACUACAGUUCUUCUGUGCUGUGGCUAACUAUGGACAGGGCUUUUUGUCCUUUGGGAUUUUUGGUCUGGACAGACACCUAAUCAUCUUGCCUUUUAAGAAGAGAUUGCUUAGCCUGUGGCAGGGCAGGGACAUUGAUGAUUUGAGUCCCUCAGGUAUACCAGAGGAGGUCAGGCUCACCUGUACUCAGUUUGUCCGCUACCACAAAGACCAGUGUGUACAAGACAUAGUACACACACGCAGGUUUGGAGGAGGACUGGAGGAUGAAAAUGAAGUUCUGAGACAUUCCCCAGCCCAUGAACCCCUUUACCUAAACACAAAUUCUAGUGAUCAGGGUCAGCUAAACUAUGACUCACAGGUUCUUAACCGAAACCACAAUCCAGAUAAAUCCAGCAGCCAGUGUUUGCUUCCGAGUCAACCCCACCGAGAGCCCGAGAAUGAAUCGCAAGCACAUAUUUCCAACCCUGAUGCACCAGAAACCUCCCUUGACUAUGAACCCACCAAUUCUCAGCAUGGUAAUGCUCCAAGCCCUCCCCAGUUUCAUCAGUAUCCCCAGUCCCAUAUUGAAAAUGUGUUCCGAGGCAGUGACUUAGUAGAGUGGCUGGUGGAACGAGGCCUCAGCGCUGGACGAGCUGAGGCACAGCUGUAUGGCGCCCGUCUUCAGCGGGGAGGAGUGUUGACAGGUCAGCACAGCUUCAAGGAUGAACCCAACUUUCUUUAUCACUUCACGCAGCCAAGACGGGAGGAAGAGUAGGAGGGAACAAGAUGAUGAUAGCUGAGUGCCAAAGCAGAAGUGCCUUAUGGUGCAGCUUCUUCAAAGAUCACUUAAGAUUGAAUCUGGAUCAUAUGAGACACUCAUUUGCCCACCAGUAUUGGGUUAUUUGUCCUUGUAUAUUCAGGGUGGUUCCCAGUUGAAUAUCAACUUAUUAGCUAAUCGGGAGAGAGGUUGCGUUUACAGUUGAUUUAGAACAGGAGUGGGGAACUCCAGACCUCAAGGGCCGGUGUCCUGCAGGUUUCAGAUGUGUCCUUGAUCCAACACAGCUGACUCAAAUGGCUAAUUUACCUCCUCAACGUGUCUUGAAGUUUUCCAGAGGCCUGGUAAUGAACUAAUCAUUUGAUUCAGGUAUGUUGACCCAGGGUGAGAUCUAAAAGCUGCAGGACAUCGGCCCUCGAAGCCUGGAGUUCCCCAACUCUGUAUUAGAAGAAACUGAAGGAAAUUGAUGGUUGGGGUUUAGGAGAAAUUUAAAAAGGGGGAAACAAUCACUUCCUGCUGUUACUUGACUCCUUUUGGUUCUGGAAAGAGACUUUUGAAAUUUUAUUAUGACUAUUAUAUUCUUAUAUUGUAGUUUCAUCAAUUUUUUUGCUGUCAGUUUUCUCACUGGGAUCAUUCUGAGAUGUAAACAGUAUAGAAUCAGUCCCAAUUGUAGCAGGUGCAAGUUUUUAUUUCCUUGAUUGCUUUCUGGAUAUAUUUUUUAAAGAAAUUAACUUAAAUGAUCAUGCUUAAAUAAAUAAUAUUUAAGAUAAGCAUGCACAUGGUGAGAAGACCAGAAAAGAGGUCAGUAAACUGAUGGGACUACUCAAUGACAGCCUGAGCCAUUUCUAUCAAAGAACAAUGUCAUAUUUUCUUUCUGGCGACAUUAACGCGUCCAGAAUCUGCCUGUUAGUUCAGUAUCAUUUUGCACGCUGUGUCUUUUAAAAGCUCCAGUCUAUGCUGACCACUUGCAUGACUCAGCAGUAUGGACUUGAGCUGUUUGCACUGACUGAAUAAAUACAUUCUUCACUUUUUUUUUAAAUUAUGCAACUCACUGGAUAGCUGUCUCUUGGUGAUGCUGCAGAGGAAGUUUGUUUUCUUUGCAACUGUAAUUGUGUUGCAGCUGUUUAGUUUUAAAUAUUUGUUCAGGACUGAUUUUAAAUUCACUCAUCCAUGGUGGAGCACCACCUCAUAUGGGCUUAAUUUGAGAAUUCAGCCAAAAUUCCUCUCAUGUUCUUUGACUUUGAGCCCAACCUACACAACGGAAGACAAAAGCACGUACAGUAGUUAUUAGGAUGACAAAUCUGUCCAUUUGAAUGAAAGACAGGUAAAGCCAGAGGGCUCACGUUGUCACAGUUACAGUCCUGUUUUUGUUUCAAAUGGCUUAUCUUUCUUUACAAACGACUGCUAAACUGUUUACACCUGUAAUAAAGUUCCACUACUCUGUCCAUUUAAAAAAACAAACAAACAAACAAAAAAAUCCUGUUCAAAAUGUGUCGAGUCUACGGUAGCAAAGUCUGCGGUCACUGUAGACGGUUACGUCUUUUCAUUGGCCCGGAGUCUACGGUGAACGUAGACACUCUACACUCUGGCCCAAUAGGAGCGCUGAAUCCCGCUGUAGACUAGCCAACAUCUAAUGUAUUACCCCCAUUUUUAGUCUUUUCAGUGGCGACACUAGAAAUUUGUGUUGUAAAUCCAGAUGCCCCUGCAUAUCGUCAGCAGGCCGGGUGAUGUGAUCUUAAGAAAACAAUGAUUAGAAUAAAAUGUGCUUAAGUUUGUUUAGAUGAUAGGGUCCAGCUGUAAAUCAGAGGAAUAAGAAAGGAUUUGUGCAUGUGUGUGCGUGUUUUAGGUUGGUUUAGCUAUAGGCCCGAGUGUGAGUGUGUGUGUGUGUGUGUGUGUGUGUGUGUAAUCUGUAACUGUAAUGUAACAGUGGGGGUCUGCCUGUCAUAAAAGGAAAUAGGAAGCCACAGUUGGGGGAUGCUAGGAAUGUAUGGAACAGAUGGGAAAGAGAGAAGUUUGUUAAACUUCUCCCUGAGGUGCAGAGAGGGUACGGCAUACCUCCACACAUCCUGUUUUAUAGAGGCCUGAGCAUUUGUGUCUCUCACACACACACACACACACACACACACACACACACACACAUCAGCUAUGUGUAUCCAUAUAUGGUAAAUUAGGAAAGUUGUGUUGGAUGCUGAAAAUGACCAUUAGGUGUGCGGCCACCAAGUAUAAAUGUAAGGAUCUGCAGGACUGCCCCUCAGAUCUGCCGGUGACAUUGCAUGAUUACAUCACUUGUAAUAUACACUGAUAAUGCUUACUGUCGUGUCAUUGUAAACCAGAGUGUAGUAUUUAUUUUUACUGUAAACCAGUAAAAAAAAACAAAAAAAACCCCCAUGGGAUCAUGCUGAAGACCACAGACAGCAGUUCAGGCAUCAGGUGGGAUAAAGUAGCUGGAAACAUCAGCUGAUAAAGAAAAAAGGACAACAGACCGAAAGAAAAAAGGACAACAGACCGAAUGAAAAACAGAAGUGUCCUUCAUUGCAUAUUUUUAACCAAUCAAAAGUGGGUGAUUGGUCAAAAGUCUAGAGUGAAUGAAGGGGACUUCUGAAAUCAGAGUAAUGACACGUACGAGGGAAACGAUAAACAAAGAUUCUCCAGAUCGUUUACUCUUGCUGUCCUGUGAAGAGCAUUGGCGUGGUGUUAAUUGUUUGCUGUUUCGCGAUCGUCUCGUGCAUGAGAAUAUCACCAGGUAAACUCGCGACAUUUUUAAACAUUUUGUUGUUUAACAGCAACAAGACUGAUGGUGUUUGAGGUAAUCUCACAAAUGUCACAGAUGUAAUAUUUGGUGUUUAUUUGCUGGUUGCAGUCUACCACACAUCUGUGGGCCAGACUCUACAGUGUCUACAUUCACCGUAGACUUGGGCCAAUGAAAAGACGUAACCGUCUACGGUCACCGUAGACUUUGCGCUACCCGAGACUCGACUUCUCUGGAUAGUGAACACGAUCCCAGUAGUGCUCCAGACCCAGUGUGUUUCCUUUGUGUUUGGAAAUCGCAGAUGUGCAUGUGAAAGUGGUCAAACUGGGAUAUUCAUGGAGUGUCAUCCUCAGGUGACAUUAAAGCAGGCUUGAGCUGAAUUUAAAAAAAAAUUAAAUGAUUGUUUGAUGCAAUUUUAUUAUUAUUACUUUUUAAGUGGGCAGAGUUACAAAACUGUGUGGUUGCACUUUCGUAAAUGCCUGUUACUUUGCUGCUGUUUUACACUAUUGCUACUAUGAAGUUUACAGUGUGUUGGCGAAGUUAUAGAAGGUGGAUGGUAAUAUAUGCAUGUUUAAAAAAAAAAUGUCAGGGACACAGAUCAUGUUAAUGUCAAACUAAUGUUUGCUGUGACUUUUUUUGUUAACCUACUAAUGUAUUUGGUCCCCAUGCAUAUAUUUCCAUCUUUUGAUCCUGUGCCAACAAACACCAUACUGGUUCAUGCAAUCAACAUCAGGUCCUUGUGUUUAUGAUGUUUGAUAAAAAUGUGAUUUACCUUUUUUUAAAGAGUGCCUGUCUCAGUUAACAUGAAGAGGUGUGUGUGUGUGUGUGUGUGUGUGUGUGUGUGUGUGUGUGUGUGUGUGUGUGUGUGUGUGUGUGUGUGUGUGUGUGUGUGUGUUUGCAUGAACAAAAAUGUCUGAGUUUCUGUGCGGAGUGUGUGUGCGCGUGUUGCAAAGCACCGAGAUAAAGUAAGACAUUUUAAUGUCGGUCAGCAGGUUCAGUGUAACAGUGGAUGUUUUUAGUGUGUUGCUUUAAGUUAGUCGGGGUCAGUGACUGUAACAGAAGACAUAAAUAAAAAAUGUUUGCAUCCAAACUCGUUUUUACUUCAUCACUAAACUCUAUUAUUGAUUCUAAUUGGAAAUUCACAAGUAAAACGAGAAAGUAAAAAAACAUUUUAGAUUUUUAUUACAUUACAUACAACCACAGAAUAUAUAAAUGAUGGAUAACUCCACCAUGAUGUCGCAUUUUGAAGCGUGCAGAUGGCUCCCAAAGGACUGAAAAUCAUUUUUGCCCCGUGAUGGGCAUUAAAUAGAAGUUUUAAGUCAAAAACAUUGGCUUCCCUUUUCAGAUUUGGAAGCUAAAUCCAUCAUUUCUGCUUUCUAUGGCUAAAACAUGAUGCAGGGAGGAAGAAAAGCUUUUUGAUCAAACAAGAGGAAAAUAAAAAUCCUCUUCCACCCACACAAAAAGUCCUUUAAAAAUAAAGGCAGCAUACUUACCAACUCCCCAGCCCCCCAUAAACAUGUCAUUUCACGCUGCUGAUAAAAAACAAACAAACUUGAAUUUAUUUAUUUAUAUCAUGUAGCUUUGACAAAAUUGCAGAUAAAAAUAAGUUAGGCACUUUGGGUGUUUUUCACAUUCACAAAUCAGGGAAAGCAGGAAAAGUUCACACACUGGGAGGCUACAUUAUAAAAUGUGAUACUCUAAAUCCUAAACUGUAGUACAUUGUCAGGAUAUCAAAAAACAUUACGUAUACAUUUACUCAAACAAUUAUCCUGAAAUGAGGUUGAUCAUGAAAUGCCUCUAAAAUACACACCAGACAAUUCAGAUUUGUAAGGUUUGUCAUUUUCUCAGUCAAGGUUAUUUGUUGCCCCUCUGUUGCACCUAAAAGUUGUUUUUUGUGUGUUUUUUUUUUUUUUUUCCACGAUAUAAAUAAAAAGCUAGAUUUCAAGACUCCUUUCUAAAGACUUUCUUCUCUCAAACAUUGACUUUAUAUAUAAAGAACAAUUCCAGUCAAAUGUAAAGUGCAACACCACACGUGUUAAUAGUUAUACAAUUUUCUCAUGUCUGUAGUUUAAAUAUUUAAAAAUGACAAUAAAAGGCUGGAAAGCUGAUUUUAACUCUUCACUGAAUGAAUUGAGUGAUUUAAGUGUUUUUCUACAAGUGAUUAUAAUGUCUCUCUUGAAAAAAAAACAAAAAACAAGCUAGUUCACUACUGUAAAUGAGUUCAGAAAAGCUCCACAUUUCUGCAACAUUUAAAGCAUGUUGCUCUAAAUUAUCUGGUUAUUUCCUUUGUUAAAACCACCAUGAAACCUCACACCUCUCAUGUCAGUGAAAAACAGCUUCAUUAAGACACAUGUGUAAAUGCUUCAGGAAACGCAGGUACAAAACAUUUUAAAGUCCAAAUAUAUUUUCUCCAUGAAGUCAACAGCAAUGACUACCAAAUGAGUUACUAAGUAAACAUAUGUAAGAGAAAAUGUUAGAGUCUAACUGCUCUUCUUUAUGAAUAAAAUAAAGAACAUUAUUAAACUAAUGUCUGUAAAGAGAUCCAGUCCAGUGUCCAUCUAACGCAGCGGUCCCCAACCUUUUUUGCCUCACGGACCGGUGUAUGCCCGACAAUAUUUUCACGGACCGGCCUUUAAGGUGUCGCGGAUAACUACAACAAAA